AACAUCUUGCUGUUUGAUAGUUUGAUAAAAGUCGAAAGGCAGCCAUGGCAGCAAAUCCCAAUCCUCCUCAUCUUCUUUCCCUUCACCUUCUCUUGCUCUCCACACUUUCAUUACAGAUUACAGCAUCACCAGCAACACAAGCAGAAGCUCUUGUCAAAUGGAAAAACAGCCUCUCCCCUCUUCCCCCUCUUCUCACUUCAUGGUCCCUCGCCAACCUCAACAACCUUUGCAACUGGACAAGCAUUGCCUGCGACGACUCAACCGGAACAGUCUCCGAGAUAGACCUCUCAGGUGCCAAGCUCAACGGAACACUGGCCCACUUCAACUUCACUCCGUUCCUUAAUCUCACCCGCUUCGACCUCAGCCACAACAAUCUCAGUGGACCAAUACCUUCGGAGAUAGGCCGGCUAACGGAGCUUCAGUAUGUAAGUCUUCUCGACAACCUUCUCGAUGGGACAAUCCCAUAUCAGAUUAGCAAUCUUCAAAAGGCAUGGUACUUAGACCUUGGAUCAAACAACUUAGUAAAUCCUGAUUGGUCUAAGUUUUCUGCCAUGCCAUUGUUGACCCAUCUUGGAAUCAAUUCCAGUAAACUCGCUUCAGGGUUCCCAGGAUUUAUACUUGAUUGUAAGAACUUGACGUCCUUGGAUUUGUCCCUGAAUCAGUUGACCGGACCAAUACCAGAAUCUGUAUUUACCAAUCUGGGCAAUCUUGAAUACCUUGAUCUUUUUGAAAAUUUAUUCCAAGGACCAUUGUCACCAAACAUUUCCCACCUUUCCAAGCUCAAACAUCUUCUUCUAGGAAAAAACAAUUUCAGUGGUCUAAUUCCUUCUUCAAUAGGCCAGCUCAAGGAGCUCGGGAUACUCGAUCUUAGUACGAAUAGCUUGAAUUCUACAAUUCCUUCUGAGCUUGGGUUUUGUACAAAUCUCACCUUCUUGUCCCUGGCUCAAAAUUCAUUCACUGGGGAAUUGCCUUUGUCCUUGACCAACCUGACUAAAAUUACACAUUUGAGUUUAUCUAGCAAAUCCCUCUCUGGUGUGAUCUCACCGUAUUUUUUCUCCAAUUGGACCGAGUUAACCUCUUUGGAACUUGUGGAGAAUCAUUUCACUGGAGAAAUUCCGCCGGAAAUAGGCCUAUUGACAAAGCUCCAAUAUCUUUCUGUGUUUAAAAAUCAGUUCUCUGGCUCAAUUCCAUCCGAGAUUGGGAACUUGAAAGAUUUGCUGGCAUUAGACCUUUCACAAAACCACCUCUCUGGUCCAAUUCCUCUGACAGUUGGGAACCUCACAAACCUUACAGUCUUAAAACUUUACUCCAAUAAUCUCACUGGCACAAUCCCAUCGGAGAUUGGAAAUAUGACAUCGCUGCAGACUCUUGAUCUCAACACUAACCAACUCUAUGGGGAGUUGCCGGACACCAUUUCUCGCCUCACUAAUUUGGUGGUAAUCUCUCUUUUCACCAAUAACUUCUCGGGCACUAUUCCGAGUGACUUUGGGAAGUAUAGUAAUCUGAGCAGCGUUGGCUUUUCCAACAACAAUUUCUCUGGAGAAUUGCCACCUGAAUUAUGCAGCAGCUUUGGUCUUCAGCAUUUCACAGUGACUAGCAACAACUUCACAGGGCCAUUGCCAGAGUGCUUGAGAAAUUGCGAUCAACUACAAAGGGUGCGGUUUGAUGGGAACCGAUUCAAUGGAAACAUUACAAAUGCUUUUGGAUUUCAUCAAAAUCUUAGUGUCAUUUAUCUUAGUCACAAUCAAUUUGUUGGUGAAAUCUCACCGGCAUGGGGAGAAUGUGAAUCUCUCACCAAUUUGCAGAUGGAUAGAAACAGAAUUUCUGGAAAAAUCCCAGUAGAGCUUGGAAAGUUGACUCAACUGCAGGAUUUGAAUCUGGACUCCAACGAAUUGUCCGGGGAAAUUCCAACUGUACUUGGAAAUCUAAGCCUGCUGUACAAGCUCAAUCUGGGCAGGAACCAUUUGACAGGAGAGAUUCCUCAGAGUCUAGGCAAUUUGAGUGAACUUAGCAAUCUUGAUUUGUCUAGAAACAGUUUGACUGGGAACAUACCAAAAGAACUUGGGAAUUGUGGUAAAUUAUUGUCCUUGGACUUGAGCAACAACAACCUGUCAGGGGUAAUACCAUCCGAGCUUGGUAACUUAGUCGCGUUGCAGUCAUUGUUGGACCUCAGCAGCAAUCGACUCUCAGGAAAUAUUCCUCAAAACCUUGCAAAGCUUUCAUCAUUGGAGAGUCUUAAUGUGUCACAUAACCAACUUUCAGGGGAAAUCCCAUCAUCGUUUACCGGCAUGGUUAGUCUACGCAAUACCUCCAUUGAUUUUUCAUACAACAAUUUAACAGGUUCGAUCCCAACUAGUCCAGUUUUCAAAGAUGCACCUGCGAAAGCUUAUGUUGAAAACUCAGGUUUGUGUGGAGAUGCAGAAGGACUAUCUCCUUGUUACACAGAUUCCAGAAAGAAAAAACAUUCUAAUACAACUCUAAUAGUUGUCCUCGUUCCUAUCUGUGGCCUAUUGCUGCUUGCAAUCAUUGUUGCUGGACUCAUAAUAUGUUAUCGGAGGACAAAACCCCUCGAUGAAGAAAGCAGAACAAUUGGAGAGUAUGAUGAGAAGGCUGAGUCACUAAUAUGGGAAAGAGAAGGUAAAUUCACAUUCGGGGAUCUCGUGAAGGCCACAGAAAACUUCCAUGAGAAGUACUGCAUUGGAAAAGGAGGAUUUGGAAGCGUUUACAAAGCGGCAUUGACAACAGGUCAGAUUGUUGCAGUUAAAAGACUUAACAUGUCAGACUCCAGUGACAUCCCAGUAGCCAGUCGCAAGAGUUUUGAGAAUGAGAUUCGUGUGUUGACAGAAGUCAGGCACCGCAAUAUCAUUAGGCUUUAUGGGUUCUGUUCCAUUAAGGGGUGCAUGUACUUGGUUUAUGAAUAUGUGGAGAGAGGCAGUUUGAGAAAUGUAUUGUAUGGGGUGGGAGGGAAAGCAGAACUAGACUGGGGUAGAAGGGUGAAAAUUGUGCAAGGUGUGGCUCAUGCAAUUGCUUACUUGCACCAUGAUUGCUCUCUUCAAAUUGUGCAUCGAGACAUAACUAUGAACAACAUAUUGCUGGAGUCAGAGUUUGAACCCCGACUCUCGGAUUUUGGCACUGCAAGAUUGAUGAGUUCAGAUACAACUAACUGGACAACAAUUGCUGGGUCUUAUGGCUACAUGGCUCCGGAGCUUGCAUUCACGAUGCGAGUAACAGAUAAAUGCGACGUCUAUAGCUUUGGAGUGGUGGCAUUAGAAAUUAUGAUGGGAAGGCACCCAAGGGAGCUCCUAUCUUCUCUGUCAUCAUCCAAAUCAACAACAAUAAUGCCAGUUUCCGACACUGUAGAAUUUUUUCUAAAGGAUGUGCUAGACCAAGGACUCCCACAACCCACAGGCCAAAUGGCGCAGGAGGUGGCAUUUGUGGUGGCUGUAGCCUUACAAUGCGUGGAUGACAAGCUAGAGUCACGACCCACCAUGCGUUUUGUGGCACAAGAAUUGUCAGCUCGAACCCAAGCUUGUAAUUCGUACCCAAUGGACACGAUGACCAUUAGCAACCUCAAAAGCCUUCAGAAAUAGAAUAAAUUGGCAUUCGUGUAGCAUCUAGUAAAUGAAAAUGUUGGACCAUGAGGCCCCAUGUAUACUAAUAUAAUCUUUUGUAUUUCUGAAUAA
Alnus glutinosa is the source of this 3683-nucleotide messenger RNA. Its product is annotated as MDIS1-interacting receptor like kinase 2-like. Bases 45 to 3590 code for a protein of 1181 amino acids. Gene Ontology annotation, molecular function: protein binding; ATP binding; protein kinase activity. The record is from RefSeq and is a predicted model, not a curated record. The transcript is spliced from 2 exons. NCBI's taxonomy places the organism in Eukaryota, Viridiplantae, Streptophyta, Magnoliopsida, Fagales, Betulaceae. Gene Ontology annotation, biological process: protein phosphorylation.